Schistocerca gregaria is the source of this 2815-nucleotide messenger RNA. Its product is annotated as G-protein coupled receptor Mth2-like. Bases 61 to 1434 code for a protein of 457 amino acids. Gene Ontology annotation, biological process: cell surface receptor signaling pathway; G protein-coupled receptor signaling pathway. Gene Ontology annotation, molecular function: G protein-coupled receptor activity. The transcript has 7 exons. The record is from RefSeq and is a predicted model, not a curated record. Gene Ontology annotation, cellular component: membrane. NCBI's taxonomy places the organism in Eukaryota, Metazoa, Arthropoda, Insecta, Orthoptera, Acrididae.
CGCCUUUUACUCUCUGCAGAGGGACCACGUAGUUCAGUGUGCCGGCGACUACGGAGUGCGAUGGAGGCGCGGUGGAGAGUGCUGUUGAUAUCGCUGCUGGCGUGUAGCGCCGUCGCGCAAGACGUCGAGAGCGUCUACACGCAACCGCCGGAGGGACUGCUCAUCGAACCCAUCACCGUGUGCCCCUUCAACGACACGUGGCCGUGCGUGCCAAAGUGCUGUCACAUGGGCUACUCGCUGGCCAAAUCUUCGGAAGGCUGUCAGCCCUCGGAUCUCCCUUUCGACCCGAUAUUCGCCGGGGGAAUCGACGUCGGCCCCAACUGUCUCAACUGCAACCUCAUUGUGGGUGAACCUUGUCCGAACAAGUUCGCGCUGGACGUGGACGAGGACUACCGGCUGUUCGCGAACGGCACCCUGCAGCUGUGGGACGGCGAGCGCCUGGGCCCGGACGACUUCUGCGUCGACGCUUACUGGUCGCCGGAGCGCGCGCUCGCCGUGGCGCUGCCGCUCAUCUGCUUCAGCCCCGAGGACGGCGUGAGCGCGGGCGAGCACACCAUCCGCUACGUGCUGUACCCUAUCGGCCUGCUGGUGUCGGUGCCGUUCCUGGUGGCGACGGCGUGGGUGUACCUGUGGUUCCCGGAGCUGCGCGACCUGCACGGCAAGUCGCUGGCCAGCCACGCGCUCUGCCUGGCCGUCGCCUACGUCGCGCUGUCCAUUACGCAGCUGGCCGGAGACCGCAUAGUCACUGGCGCCUGCAUCGGUUUUGCGUUCCUGAUCCAGUUCUCGUUUCUGGCCAGUUUCAGUUGGCUCACCAUCCUCGCCUUAGACACCACGUGGCACGUGAUGAGCGUGAAGAACAGCCGGCAGUACCCGCGGGAGGACGCGGACCAGCGGCGCGUCUUCGUCGGCUACUCGGUGUUUGCGUGGUUCUUCCCGCUGCUGUGCCUAGUCAUCACGCUGCUCGCAGACAUCCGGCCCAGCGUGCCGCCGUCUUUCCUGAAGCCCAACCUCGGCACCAGCAGCUGCUGGUUCAGCAGUAAGGACGCAGCGCUGAACUAUUUCUAUGGACCAAUCGGCUUCCUGUUCAUGAUGAACAUCGGGAUGUUCGCGCUGAGCAUAUACAGGAUAUGCACGUACCCACCAGUCUUCAGGAACAGGUCGCCCACAGAGAGGGUGCGCAUGAUCCUGACGCUGUUCGUGUCGAUGGGCAUCAGCUGGACGAUGGAGCUGGUGUCGUGGGCGCUGGGCGGCCCCGUGUACGCGUGGGCGCUGCCGGACAUCAUAAACAUCCUGCAGGGUGUCAUCCUCUUCGUCAUCUUCGUGCUGGAGCCCAGCGUCAAGCAGAUCGUCUUCGCUGGCGCUGGCGGCGACGUCUCCAACGGGCGGCCGCUCAUGCCUCGCUCCUUAGACUCGUCGCGGCUGCAGCCCGUCUGAGGGGAAUCCCCUUGAGCAGCCGCCUACUCCACUCUCCCCUCUCCACGACAAGACGACCGUCGUGGUUGGCUGGUGGACUACCUGUUCCCCGCUCCAGCUGGAAGAGCUUCGUGUGGUUUCAUCUGCGCUGCUAGGAAAGCUACAUAGAUAGCUCGACCUACAAACUGUUACCUUACAAAAGUAUUCAUCUCGUGUAGUCAUAUGUAUCUUCAACAGACUGUUUCAAGGUGAUCAUAUUCAUACGGACAAACCGGUGUUCCAGUCUGUUUCGUGUUAUUUUGAAGUUCCAUUUCAAGGCGUAGGAAGUUAGACCUACUUUCGAACUAGUCUAGAAGUGUAUGUAUAUAAACAGAGCGGCCACAGGAACAAGCCAUUUAUGUUUCAAAUUUUUGACAGGGUUUUGCACUUCCUUCGGAAUAAGUGUAGUGGGCUUUAAGUUUGAGAAUCCUAAGUGCGUAGAACAGAUUACUGUCUUGUAGACAGUGCUAUUCACCUUGGGUUACGUUGCCAAAGAAGUAUUUCUCCAAUUAUUUGGAAGCUGUAUUUGCUAGUGACAACAAGAAAGCAUUUUUGAAAUAUUGUGCUAUGAAAUACACAGAUAUUUUCUGUCUCUCUCUCUCUGUGUGUGUGUGUGUGUGUGUGUGUGUGUGUGUGUGUGUGUGUGUGUGUGUGUGUGUCUGUCUAGGAUUUAUUAAUUUAUUUUUUAGUAAAUGUUCGUGUCUGAUGUAGAACAGUGUGGUGGUUGUUUCUGUGUACCUGUUGUUUCACGUUACUUCAACCGUGAGAAUACAAACGCCAGAAGCACGUAGCAUAAAACUGGUCUUGUCUCAGGAAGUCCUUCCUUAAAUGCACCGGUGGUACGAAAUCUAUGAUGGGUGCACCAGUUGCUGUGUGUCAACAGCAUAAAUACAAUUAUUGCUAGGUUUUCUCUUCAAUACAAAUCACACCCCAGUGAAGAGAGCAUUGUACGUUGCUUCGCUAGAGUUAAGUUACUUGUAAUGUACGUGUCUAAAACAGGUUUCCACGAUUUGUGAGCCAUAACAUCUUGACACUAUUCUCACACAUGACUGAGUAUAUACAUAUGUAAUUUAUAGAAAAUAAAUCAGAAUGCCAAAUCAGACUUCUCAUGAAGUUAAAAUGCAUUUGUAAAUUAUUUGUUUGUAUGUGUCUACAAGUUAGUGGUACGUAUCAUAUUAGUUUCUAAAAUUUACAAACAUUUAGUGAAACAAUUCCAAAAGUGAAUCAUAUUUCCUAAGCCACUAUCUACAUAUGCUACUGCAGGAGUUAGUUCCUUUUUGUAAAUAUUUUAUACAGUUAACUCAAAUUGGUUACAAUGUACAUUUUAUAAACAAAAUAUAUUCCAAAACACUUCCAAAACAAU